CAAUGCGGGGCCAAACACUAGCAGUAUGAGUGCCAAAGUUCAUAAACUUGCCAAGCUAGAUCCUUCAUGUAAUGUUGCAUUACUUAAUAAUCUGGGAAGACAUAAGAUUGGAUCAAAGAAAAGGAACAUUAGAGCAUCAUAUGAUUCCGUUCCAUCUUCAUUAAUGAGCGAAAGUGAGGCAUCACAAAGUAAGAAAGAAGAACAGCAAGAUCCUGAUGAAAGG
This is a messenger RNA of Entrophospora candida, 223 nucleotides long. Lineage: Eukaryota; Fungi; Glomeromycota; Glomeromycetes; Entrophosporales; Entrophosporaceae. The record is from the annotation of a GenBank genome assembly.